Schistosoma spindalis is the source of this 231-nucleotide messenger RNA. NCBI's taxonomy places the organism in Eukaryota, Metazoa, Platyhelminthes, Trematoda, Strigeidida, Schistosomatidae. The record is from the annotation of a GenBank genome assembly.
AUGUCCUACAUGGCUUCACCAUCUUACGCUGUCAACGAAAGGGGAACUCGUCAAUUGGUGGAUGCUGGCCUAGAUUUAAAUAUAGACUCCGGCGGACUCGGAGAACAAGCUAAAGAUGCAAUAAUCAUGUGCAGUUUAGUCACUAUAUUAAGCUUAAUUCAUCAAUAUUUCUGGUUCCUCCUAUUAAUUGUCAGUGAAACAAUCAUUGGGAUUUUAAAACAGGUGUGGUGA